AUGCCUAAUAAUAGGGACUUCACGGGAAAGGUAGUGCUGAUCACCGGUUCCAGCGCUGGCAUCGGUGCCGUCACUGCCAUCGAGUUCUCCAGAAGUGGCGCACAGGUAGUGAUCAACGGACGAAAUGUUGGGAACCUAUCACAAGUGGCCAAUGAGUGUGAGAAAGUGUCGCCAAAAGGCCUGAAAGCGCUGGAAGUGGUCGGGGAUGUGACCAAAGAGGACGACUGUCGUAGACUUGUUGACGCCACUAUCAAAUCGUUUGGGAAACUGGAUGUUUUGGUAAAUAAUGCGGGCUAUGGGGCCAUUACCUCCAUAUACAACACCGAUCUGAUGGCCACAUACGACAGUUUGAUGGCCACAAACCUGCGGUCAGUCGUCUAUUUGACUCAUUUAUGUGUCGCACAGUUGGAGAAAACUAAAGGCAAUAUCGUUAACAUAUCGAGUAUCGCCGGACUUAAGCCCUUUGACCAAGUGAGUGUCUACUGUAUGUCGAAAGUAGCGCUCGACAUGGUCUCCAAAUGUUUGGCCCUAGAGUUGGCACCCAAAGGCAUUCGUGUCAAUACUAUCAACCCGGCCUCCGUGCGCACCAACUUUGACACAGCGAUGGGUCUGACCCGCAAACAGUACGACGACCUGUUGGCAUAUAGGGAGCAGUCGUAUCCGUUGGGAAGGGUGGGCGAGGCCAUCGACAUCGCAAAUGUGGUGCUAUUUCUAGCAUCGGAUGAGUCUUCAUGGGUGACGGGAAUUAACUUUCUCUCAGAUGGAGGCGCUCUCAACGCGUAG
Messenger RNA from Oppiella nova, 783 nucleotides. NCBI's taxonomy places the organism in Eukaryota, Metazoa, Arthropoda, Arachnida, Sarcoptiformes, Oppiidae. The record is from the annotation of a GenBank genome assembly.